Molecule: messenger RNA, 5728 nt
Organism: Toxotes jaculatrix (banded archerfish)
Lineage: Eukaryota; Metazoa; Chordata; Actinopteri; Toxotidae
Gene: foxo3b
Product: forkhead box O3b
Exons: 4
Coding region: 359-2365 (668 amino acids)
Biological process (GO): regulation of transcription by RNA polymerase II
Cellular component (GO): mitochondrial matrix; nucleus
Molecular function (GO): DNA-binding transcription factor activity, RNA polymerase II-specific; RNA polymerase II cis-regulatory region sequence-specific DNA binding
Source: RefSeq, a predicted model, not a curated record
ACUGACUUGCCCUGCAUACAGCCUAUCUGUCUCUGUAUCGCUGAGCGCACUUGAGGAGUGAAAGAGAAAAGAGUCAAGAUGGCAUCGGGAAGUGGCUGUGGACAAUCCGGGAUCUAGUUUCUUCUGGCUUUCUUUUCUUUUUUUUUUUUUUUUUGGUACCACGGAGCGCAAGUGACUAGCCGUGCAAGGCGUUAAUAACUUAGUUGCUCUUGGCCCUGUUGGGACUUCGCUGGUGUGGAAUAGCAACAAAGGACGGGAGCGCGCAUUCAUGGGACGCGACUUUGACAGCUCUUCGUUUCUUGUCUUAUAACUUUAUUACCUGCCAGCGGGGGCAAGAUUGUGACUAGAGUGGGUGACAAUGGCAGAGGCUCCGCUAGCCGACCCACUCCCGGACUUGGACGUGGUCAUCGACCCGGACUUCGAGCCCCAAAAGCGGCCCAGAUCUUGCACCUGGCCGCUGCCACGACCAGACUCGAGCGCGGUGAAACCGGAGAGCAAUGACACAGAUAUUAUCCCCGAGGAAGAGGAUGAUGAAGAGGACAAUGCCACCCCUACGGCCAUUAGUGUCAAUGGCUCUGGCGUGGCAACAGAGGACCAGAGCAGCAACAGCCCCGUUGCCGAUGGAGCGCUCUCCUCCCCGGGCCAGGAGAGCGGAGGCUCCCCGCUUUCCACGCACUCCCCGACGGCCACCUCUGGCGCGCUGACCCCCAGCAGCUUGGCCGCCCAGCAGACCCCGAGGAAAGCAUCAUCUCGCCGUAACGCCUGGGGGAAUCUCUCCUACGCCGACCUAAUAACCAAAGCCAUUGAGAGCGCGCCGGACAAGAGACUGACACUGUCCCAAAUUUAUGACUGGAUGGUGAGAUCCAUCCCCUACUUCAAAGACAAAGGCGACAGCAACAGCUCUGCGGGAUGGAAGAACUCCAUCCGGCACAACCUUUCCCUCCACAGCCGUUUCAUUCGUGUCCAGAACGAAGGAACAGGGAAGAGUUCCUGGUGGAUGAUCAACCCUGAGGGAGGGAAGGGUGGCAAGGCUCCUCGCCGCCGUGCAGUCUCCAUGGACAACAGCAACAAGUACACCAAGUCCGCCCGUGGCCGUGCUGCCAAGAAGAAGGCAGCUCUGCAGGCUGCAGCUGCUGCAGCUGGUGAAGGCGGCGGAGACAGUCCUUCAGGUCUCUCUAAGUGGCCCGGCAGCCCAACGUCACGCAGCAGUGAGGAGCUGGAUGCCUGGACAGACUUCCGCUCCCGCACUAACUCCAACGCCAGCACUCUGAGCGGUCGCCUCUCACCCAUUCUAGCCAACCCUGAGCUAGACGAGGUGCCCGAUGAUGAGCCCCCUCUCUCACCUAUGUUCUACUCCAGUCCUGGCAGAGCCCUGUCUCCCGGCAAUGCCACAACCAAUGGGAAAGCUGUGCCGACUGAGCUGCCACGCCUGGCAGACCUGGCAGGUACAAUGAACCUAAAUGAUGGACUUACAGAUGACCUGAUGGAUGAGUUGCUGGAUAACAUCAACCUGGUGCCAACCACUUCCAGCCAGACCACUUCAAAUGGUUCCUCAGGGUUCAAUUUUGGGUCCAAACCCAAUGGGCUAGGCUCAGUUUCCUCCACCUCCUCUCCAUCCUCCAACUCUUCUUCUAACGGUGGAGGCAAUGGCUACAGUAACUCCAUCUUUGGCCCCCACACAACGGGUUCCUCUCUGCGUCCGUCCCCCAUGCAGACCAUCCAGGAGAACAAGCAAACCUCUUUCUCCAGCAUCAGCAUGUCUCGCUUUGGCAGCCAGACACUACAAGACCUGCUCAACUCUGACAGCCACAGCCACAGCGAUGUCAUGAUGACCCAGUCUGACCCGCUGAUGUCACAGGCCAGCGCUGCUGCCGUCAUUUCCCAGAGCUCCCGCCGUGGCCUCAUGCUCCGCAAUGAUCCUGUAAUGACCUUUGGGACCACCGGAGGACUUCAGGGAAGCCAAGGGGAGAUGCUGCAAAGUAACAACCACAACCAAAGCUCCCUGAGGUCCUUAAAUGGAGGCCUGAACCUCGCUAACGAGGCUAACACUCUGGCUAAUGCCAAGCAGCAGCUCUUGCUGUCACCCUUGGGAGGAAAUGGGUCUUCUUCCAUGCAGAUCGACACCUCGAUCUUCCUGAAUGGAACAGUUAGCAGCAGUGGAGGGAUCUGUCAGGACCGUUUCCCCACAGAUCUGGACUUGGACAUGUUCAAUGGCAGCCUGGAGUGUGACAUGGACUCCAUCAUCAGGAACGAACUGAUGGAUGCAGAUGGCCUGGACUUUAACUUUGACUCUCUGGCCAACAUGAACGGAGUCGGCAACUUUACUAGCACCAAGCAGACCUCUCAGAGCUGGGUACCUGGCUGAGAGGGUCAGAUCAGGAAGGAGCAGAGCAGGUCUGAAUUGUGUAGUGCAAGAGAAGAUCAGACACACAACAUCCUUUUUGCCAAACCUGCCAUCAGCACAACAUAAAAUACAAACCCUGUGUUUACAGAAGAAGACUUCCUCUCGAGAGCUUUACCUUUGCUCCCACACUGGUGAACCAUGAACGAUCUGACAGACUCUAGAGAUGCUGCACAUAAGCCCUCAAAGCCUCUUGUGAAACAACAACAACAACAAAAAGAAAGAUACGUCAAACAAUCACAACAAACUCACAAAUCUUAGAAUUAUGCAAUUUUCCUUUGACACCCAGUCUGUUGAUAUCAAAGAGACUUUGCUAAUCAGAAGGGGUUUCAGGUGGAAUACAAGGACUAAAUAUCAAGCAAAGAUGGAAGGAGUGCACGGUGCAGUUGUUCCCACUGAAGACAAAAAAAAGACAAAAGUGUAAAAUGAAAAAAAUCAAGAAGUGAUGUGGUGUAAAUCCUGGGAUGUGUUAUGUUGGGGGGAAAAAUCCCUCUGUUCUCACUUAGUGAUUUUAAAUGUUCAGUGUUUGUUUUUUGGAUUUUCUGUAUCUUACUCACUGAGCAACCGCGCAUUCAAUACAUGCAAAUACACACAGAGACAAACCUACACUUUGCCCCAGUUUGCAAGAUUUUAAAACCUUAGAAGUUAAAAUUUCUUAAUAUAAUGCCAUGCACUUCCUGUUUUGUUCUGAUAAAUUGCUUGAAUUUAACUUAACUGCAGCAUACUGAGGGUUAUAUUACAAUUAGCUGAAUACUAUAAAAUAUGUUUUCUCGUUUGUGUAUAUCUAACUGUAAAAAAAAAAAUGAAAAAAGACUAGAGGAAGAAAAUCUUUGUCAUGGAUAUUUGUACAGUGCAGGGCAGUGGAAAGUUCAAGAAGGAGGGGGUGGUGGAAGAUAUUGUCUGUCUUUUCUUAGUUUUCUUAGCUUCUGGUGAGGUCGUUUAUUACAGCAUAUGAUGUAGCCAAAAUGAAUACCUGUGUCCUAGGGUUGUGAACAUUUCCACACCACAACAGGUGCUAUGUAAACAGUGUUGAAUCCUGUCCUGAGAGCAAGCCGUGCUUUUAGUUUGUUUCUGUUUUUUUUUUUUCUUUUUUUGGUAGUUUUUUUUUUCUGUUUUUACCCAUGACCUGCAGAAGCCCAAAGCUGCAGCCACUUGUAGCACGGCGAGGUUGCACCUGUAGACGGCGGGAGGAGGGUGGGGGGCAAGGUUUUAGGCUCAUUCCUCUAGAAGCCAUUUGUUUCUCGAGUAAAACAAUAAGCUAUCUCUGUAUAUUGCCAAAUUACUUGAAACAAACAGUAGGAUAUGCUGGCAGCCAAAUCACAGCACGCACAUGCACACACACGCACGCAUAUAUUACACACACAUAGACAGUAAAAAAUAAUACCAGGGAUCUGUGUUAAGCUCUGCUGUUUUCUUGUCAUGAGCUUGUGGGGCUUGUUAUGCAUAUAUAGAAUCACUCAGGGGGGAAAAGGGAGGCUUCCCGUUUAAAUAACAUCAAGUCACAUUCUAAUGGUAUUUUAACAUGUCUUGAUAAAAACAGUAAUGCUUUGUGUUUGUGAACUUGUAACCUGUGAACUGUUGGCCGUCAAGAUGAAGAGGAGGAACGUCAGGAUUAAGGCUUCACGCGGUCUGUUAUUUUUGGUUUUGCUGUCAUAGCUUUUUCUCCUCUUGUCGGACUCGUGACACGCAUACACACAUCCCCUCAUGGACACGCCUGGUGCUCCUGCAGGUGACUUCCUGUAUCUCCUGAGUAUGUGUGUGUGUGUGUGUGUGUUUUUAUCUGUCGCGUGUAUUUCUGUUGAAUUAAUCUCACAAGGAUGUGUAAUCCUUCACUAUCCCUCAUGGUGCAUACAGCACAGCCGACUGUAUGCAUGUAUGUAUUUAUGCAUUAUGAAUUGUGUGAAAUGCAUAUAUACUCGCUGUAUGUCUUUAUAUACUCAUGUAGUACUUGACCCUUGGAUUUUGUGAUACCUCUGAAGGUAAAGUUGAAGAAACAAUGAACAAUGUUGUGUGCUGGGUGGGAGGGAACACUGUUACCAGCGAUUUAAUUGUUGAACCAGAUUUUGAAAAUGGUGGAACGCACCAUUGUUGUAGCAUCUGGAGACCCUGGUGCCCCUUCUCUGUCUGGGGUAGUGACAUGAAGUGUGUGCCCCGCUGUGUAUAAUAGUGUACAGAUGUGUGUAUAACAAUUUUAGGCCAAGAGAGAGGAGUGUGUGUGCAUGGUUGGCUAGAAUGAUCUACUGUGCUAUCUGAGGUUUAGUGCAUGACAUAGCUGUACCCCCCAUUGACCCUGCCAAUGGUGCCGUCCCUCGACAGAAAUUGUAAUAUUGAGAGGAACCCUGUGUCUUUAGCACUCAAACGCACACUCUGUUUCAAUUUUUAAAGUCAGGGCUUACAGAGCAGAACUUGAAACAUCCUCCUGCAUUAAUGGGUUUAUUUCUACGAGUGUGCGCACGUCUACGCAGGCACAGAGAAAUCCUCCACCACGGACGUUCCUCAGCUUCACACUUGUUUUAUUCCACGUGGAGUACUGUAGGCUCACGUUCCGGUGCUCUCAGUGAGCUGUUAGUUAUGAUUUUAACGUGGUUGAAGCGUCACCUGACAAAUGAGCUGGAAUUCCCUACAUCUUGACACAUAUGAAGUUUCCAGAGCAUUACCACCUUCCUUUUGGCAGGGAGAAUCCUGAGCCAUCACCUGAACUGCUAAGCAUUUGAAUUUAUCUACACUGACUGUACUAAAUAUUAAUUUAAUCCUCCUGUGAAGAAGACUGACAAGGUGAAUCCAGGGAAUGCUGUAAUCCUUUUUAGAAGGGUUAUUGAUCCCUGAUAAACCGCAAAGGGGAUCUCAAUCGCAGGAAAGUGUUGCUAACAUUUUGUACAUUCAGUUUAAAAUGUUUUGGCUUUUCGGGGAGAUAGUUUACACUUAGUCAUUGUGGAGCAGGCCUUCCACACAGUCACUCAGUGCUACUGCUUCAUUCAGGCACAGAUUAUCUCUUCUUGUGCUCAACACACACACACCUGCGGCACAAUGUGCAAAUUUAAUGCUAAGGAAAGCAAAAAAAAAAUAUUAGAAGAGACAUACCACUAGAUACCUUAAUCACCUCUUGGACAUUUCCUUUUCAUUGUCUGCUCUUGAACCUUUUCUAUCCUUGUUAAGAGGCCCAGGCCAGCUCCCAUCCAUACGCCCUCUGAACUUUGCCCUUUAUUAAUCUUGCUUCUUCUCAAGUUGAUGUUAGUGGGUAUUUUUCCUGUGUAUUCCAUUUUGAAUUGUAAUCUAGUUUGUAUAAGAAAUGGCGCGCAUGUAAAUAAAGCUUGGUGAGGCUCCACA